Messenger RNA from Sesamum indicum (sesame), 2270 nucleotides. Its product is annotated as Pentatricopeptide repeat (PPR) superfamily protein. Gene Ontology annotation, molecular function: zinc ion binding; protein binding; RNA binding. The record is from RefSeq and is a predicted model, not a curated record. Gene Ontology annotation, biological process: RNA modification. NCBI's taxonomy places the organism in Eukaryota, Viridiplantae, Streptophyta, Magnoliopsida, Lamiales, Pedaliaceae.
CUCAUGGCCCAGCCCCUCCUCUCCACGCCUCUCCACCCUCACUACCCCGCCGCCGCCGCCGCCACGGCCCUCCCCCAAGCCAACUUCAACAAGCUCAUCUCCACCGCCACCUCUCUCCCCCACCUCAAACAAAUCCAUGCUCACCUCCUCAGGAAUCCACACCACGGGCACCACCACCAUCACCUCUUCAACCUCAUCCUCUGUUCCCUCUCCUACCCUUCAUACGCUUUGUCACUCCUUUCCUCUAUCCCCGCCCAACGCCAACCACCGCCCCAACUCUCGAGCAAGCUCCUCAAACACCUCUCCCGCUCGAACAAUGCCGAUGAGACGCUCAUCUUUUUCCAAACAAUGCAGAAAAAAGCUUUCCCCAUUGACAGGUUCAGCUUUCCGCUGUUACUGAAGGCGGCGUCAAAAGCUAUGGCGCUCAGUGAAGGGAAAAUGAUUCAUGGGUUAGCCGCGAAACUUGGGUUCGACUCCGACCCUUUUGUGGAAACAGCGUUAGUGGGGAUGUACGCUGCUUGUGGGCUCAUUUCGGAGGCCCGUCUUGUGUUUGAUAAAAUGUCGUAUAAAGAUGUUGUCUCUUGGACUAUUAUGAUAGACGGGUAUUGCCAAAGCCAGCUUUUUGAUGAUGUACUGGCCUUGCUGGAAGAGAUGAAGGGCUCAAAAGUGGAACCAGAUGAGAGAAUUUUUACCACCAUUCUUUCUGCAUGCAGCCGUUUUGGAAAUUUGGAUGUUGGAAAACUAGUGCAUGGGUUCAUAUCCGAUAAUAACAUUGUGAUUGACUCUCAUUUACAGAGUGUACUUGUGAACAUGUAUGCAAGUUCAGGCGCCAUGGACAUGGCACAAAGUUUGUAUGAUAAGUUGAAGCCAACUAAUGUUGUGGCCUCAACUGCCAUGAUCUCUGGGUACUCAAAAGUUGGCAAUGUUGAAGCUGCUCGAUUAGUGUUUGAUGAAAUGGUUGAUAAGGAUUUGGUGUGUUGGAGUGCAAUGAUUUCUGGUUAUGCUGAUAGUGAUAAGCCUCAAGAAGCUCUUAAGAUAUUUCAUGAAAUGCUGCGACAUGGAAUUAAACCUGACCAAGUUACCAUUUUAAGUGUUAUCUCAGCAUGUGCACAUCUUGGUGCAUUGGAUCAAGCCAAAAAGAUCCAUCUAUAUGUGACUGACAAUGGAUUUGGGAAAGCUCUGCCUAUAAAUAAUGCCCUCAUCGAUAUGUAUGCCAAAUGUGGAAGUCUUGAGGAAGCAAAAGAAGUUUUUGGUCGGAUGCAUAGGAAAAAUGUCAUAUCUUGGACCAGCAUGAUCAGUGCAUUUGCUAUCCAUGGAGAUGUGGAUAAUUCCCUGAAACAUUUUCAACAGAUGAAACUUGAAAAUGUGGAACCCAACUGGAUUACAUUUGUGGGUGUUCUUUAUGCUUGUAGCCAUGCAGGAUUAGUUGAAGAGGGACAAAAAGCAUUUGAAAAAAUGGUAAACGAAUAUGGAAUUACACCCAGAUUAGAACAUUAUGGAUGCAUGGUAGAUUUGUAUGGUCGAGCUAAUCACCUUGCAGAUGCCCUGGAACUUGUUGAGAGUAUGCCAAUGGCCCCAAAUGUUGUCAUCUGGGGAUCCCUGAUGGCUGCCUGCCGGAUCCAUGGUGAGUUUGAAUUAGGAGAAUUUGCUGCAAAACGUCUUCUCGAGUUAGAUCCUGACCACGAUGGGGCCCAUAUCUUCUUAUCAAACAUCUAUGCGAAAGAGAAAAGGUGGGAAAAUGUUGGAGCGGUGAGACAAUUCAUGAGACAUAAAGGCAUAUCAAAGCAACAAGGACGCAGUAUGAUUGAAAUGGAUAAUGAGAUACAUGAGUUUUUGACCGCAGAUAAAAAACAUAAACAAACAGAUGAAAUUUAUGUGAAGUUAGAUGAGGUUGUUGACAAGCUGAAACAAGCAGGCUACACUCCAAAUACCAGCAGUGUUUUGGUAGACUUAGAUGAAGAUGAAAAGAAAGAGGUUGUACUUUGGCACAGCGAGAAAUUAGCUCUGUGUUACGGACUAAUAAGCAGGGAAAAACAAUCCUGCAUCCGUAUAAUCAAGAACCUCAGAAUCUGUGAGGACUGCCACAACUUUAUGAAGAAGGCAUCAAAGGUGUUCAAUGUGGAAAUCAUCGUAAGAGAUAGAACUAGAUUUCACCAUUGUAGAGAUGGUUCGUGUUCUUGCAAGGACUACUGGUGAGAAUCAAGUAAAAUUGUUCCAUAACAUUGAGAUAAAACAGUGAAUAUAUGUAUAUAAAUCUUGGAUUCUAUCCA